GAGAAACGUAGCUCCUGACUAUGCAAGAAGCGGCGUUAGGUAUGAUCGGAGCCACAGUAGGCGGAGACGCAGCCAUCGUGGCGGAGCAAAAUAGACAGAUGAAAGGAGAGAUAGCGACACAUCCCAUGUACGAGCAAUUAUUGGCCGCACAUGUGGCAUGUCUAAGAGUAGCGACUCCGAUCGAUCAGCUUCCGAUCAUUGAAGCUCAGCUUUCUCACUCUCACCAUCUUCUCCGAUCUUAUGCUUCAACAGCCGUAGGAUUCUCGCAUCAUGAUCGUCACGAGCUCGACAAUUUCUUGGCACAAUAUGUGAUGGUGCUGUGUAGCUUCAAAGAACAGCUGCAACAACACGUGAGGGUUCAUGCCGUCGAAGCUGUGAUGGCUUGCCGUGAAAUUGAGAACAACCUCCACUCUUUCACAGGAGCGACAUUAGGAGAAGGAUCUGGUGCGACGAUGUCCGAAGACGAGGAGGAUCUUCAUAUGGAUUUCUCAUCCGAUAAUUCCGGAGUUGAUUUUAGCGGUGGACACGACAUGACAGGGUUUGGUCCAUUGCUUCCGACUGAAUCGGAAAGAUCUCUUAUGGAAAGAGUCAGACAAGAACUUAAACUCGAACUCAAACAGGGUUUUAAAUCGAGAAUCGAAGAUGUAAGAGAAGAAAUAAUGAGGAAAAGAAGGGCUGGAAAAUUGCCUGGGGACACAACCACUGUAUUGAAAAAUUGGUGGCAGCAGCAUUGCAAGUGGCCUUACCCUACUGAAGAUGACAAAGCAAGACUGGUGGAGGAGACCGGAUUACAGUUGAAGCAAAUCAACAAUUGGUUCAUUAAUCAACGAAAGAGGAAUUGGCACAGCAACUCUCACUCCCUCACUUCCUUGAAGUCCAAGCGCAAACACUAAUCUCUUGUUAUUAGUAGUAUAUAAUUGCCACUACAUUUUCAUACUAAUUACAUUGCUUUACCAUGCUUGCAUGAUAUAUGCAGCUCAUGUUAUUUGGUAAUAACGAAGUGUGUUCAUUAAUAUCAUGUACUUACUUAGCUGAUUACAUCCCAACCACUACAAUUU
This is a messenger RNA of Eruca vesicaria subsp. sativa (arugula), 1058 nucleotides long. Lineage: Eukaryota; Viridiplantae; Streptophyta; Magnoliopsida; Brassicales; Brassicaceae. The record is from the annotation of a GenBank genome assembly.